UUACGGUACCGGUCCGGUGUGGUCCGACUGUUGGAGCACGGAGCUGCUUAUAAAGUAGCAGCUGAUCGAUCAGCAGCAGUUAUUGAUACUUUGUGACUAUUGGUGACAGAUGGAGGCCCGAGUCUCUCAACCCGAACUGAUUCUGGUUUUCAGCGGGAAACGGAAGUCCGGAAAAGAUUACGUGACGGCCCUGAUCCAGGACCGUUUAGGUCCUGAGGUCUGCUGCGUCCUGCGUCUGUCUGGUCCUCUCAAACAGCAGUACGCACAGGAACACAGUCUGGACCUGGACCAGCUGCUGGGCCCGGGUCUUUAUAAGGAGCAGUAUCGGGCUGAUAUGAUUCGCUGGGGAGAAACUCGACGACGACAGGACCCCGGAUUCUUCUGUCGCCUAGCAACGAAAGGGGCAUGGCAACCAGUCUGGGUGGUGAGUGACGCACGGAGGCUGACGGACCUUCAGUGGUUCUGGUCGGAGUUCCCUCGACAGACUCAAAGUGUCAGAGUUCAAAGUUCAGAAGAAACCAGGAAACAGAGGGGGUGGAGCUUCACUGCAGGUGUGGAUGAUGCUGAGUCAGAGUGUGGGUUGGACAGCGGGGUUGAAUUUGAUUGGAUAAUCACUAAUGAGGCCGCCGCCCCCUCGUUAGACAAGCAGCUGCAACCAAUCCUCAAGCUGGCUGAGGAAGCAGCUUCAUCACCGAUCAGUGACAGCUGAUCAAUAGCCUAAUAUUAUUGAUGAAUGAUGAUGUUCAGGUCUGAGGAGCUCCUCAGUGUUUCCUCUGCUGUGCAGGUCAACAGGUUCUCAGAUAAAGGUGUGACACCUGUUCAGUUUCACGUCAGUGAGGCAGUGACAUCAUUCCGUCUCGUUUCUGUGUUUGUCGUUAAAGCUGAUGGAGCUGCUGCCUUUGUGCCUUCGAGCAGCAGAUUGUGUGCUGGUUCAUCAGGACUGACUCUACAUAUUAACUACAGGCCGUCAGUGUUGUUGUGUACCAACAGGAAAUGAUGUCAGUUAAACACAAACUUUGUCAAAUAAAAGUCACAGUAAAAGA
Seriola aureovittata is the source of this 1043-nucleotide messenger RNA. RefSeq names its product phosphomevalonate kinase (gene pmvk). Gene Ontology annotation, molecular function: phosphomevalonate kinase activity. The record is from RefSeq and is a predicted model, not a curated record. NCBI's taxonomy places the organism in Eukaryota, Metazoa, Chordata, Actinopteri, Carangiformes, Carangidae. Bases 110 to 709 code for a protein of 199 amino acids. The transcript has 5 exons. Gene Ontology annotation, biological process: cholesterol biosynthetic process; isopentenyl diphosphate biosynthetic process, mevalonate pathway. Gene Ontology annotation, cellular component: cytoplasm.